CGUUGUUGGGAGGCGGCAUCGGGCGGAGAGCUGCUGUUAGUUUGCGCUGUGUUUAUUGUUAAGGUUGUGUGGAUCAGCACUGCGGUACCAGCCGGACUUCAUGAGACUCGCAGCGGGCCUCAGGGGGAGGAGAGGCAUUGGGGUCUGAUCUCACUUCCUGGGAUGAUCGCUGGAGUUUCUGGUAGAAAAAAUCCACAGAAGAAAACAUGAACGGAGGAACGCUGAAACGCCGGCCAUGAGGAAACACCAGAACUGAUCCUGAUCCUACCUUCACCUGCCUCCACGUCGGCCCGGCGAUGGCCAACUCGGUGGCUCUAGUGGUCCAAGCGGAGCUGCUUCCUCCUCAGUCCGCCGCCUCGCUGUCUCCGUUCCCGUCGCUGCUCGGCUCGGCGGAGGACUGCGAGGACGAGCGGCAUCGGGGGGAGCUGGUGGAGGCCGACAAGGGCGUGGCGGAGGGCGGGGAGGAGGUGGUCCUGGACAUGGUGUCGGCGCCGGCCCGGCAGCCCGAGCAGUCCGACCAUCCCUUCCAAUGUCUGGACUGCGGUAAGAGCUUCAGGUGGUCGUCCAGGCUGACGCAUCACCUGAGGAGCCACAACAACGAGAGACCUUACCGCUGCAACCUCUGCCCCAAGGCCUUCAAAGGCUCCUCGGCUCUGCUCUACCACCAACGGUCUCACUCCGGGGAGAAACCUUAUAAAUGUCAGGACUGUGGAAAAGCCUUCAAACGCUCGUCUCUGCUCCAGGUCCACCAGAGUGUCCACACCGGGGUUCGGACCUUCUUGUGCCCCUUCUGCCCCCUGACCUUCAAGUGGAGCUCCCACUACCAGUACCACCUGAGGCAGCACACCGGGGAGUGUCCGUAUCCCUGCGACACCUGCCCCAAGGCCUUCAAGAACUCCAGCAGCCUGCGGCGCCACAAGAACGUCCACCUGGGCCUGAAGCCGUACACCUGCUCCGUCUGCAACAAGUCCUUCACCCAGUCCACCAACCUGAGGCAGCACAUGAGGAUCCACACCGGGGAGCGGCCCUACAUCUGCAGCGUAUGCGGCCGCAGCUUCACGCAUUCCUCCAACCUGGCGCUGCACAAGAACUCCCACGCCAACAUGAACGCCGCCGGCAAGGAGGCGAAGAGGAGCGAGGGCGGGAUGAAGGCCGGGGACGUGGUGGAGGUGGUGGUUGGGGCGGAGGAGGUGACCUCCUCCAUGCUGACGGACAUGGUGGGGUUCGUGAGCCAGGAGGGGGCCGAUGGAGUCGGGGUGGGGAUGGAGGAGGUGUUCCUGUCCACCGCCUCCUCUGGCCAGACUCCGGGACUCCUCCCCCAGCUCACCCUCACCCCCUCUGGGGAGGACGUGUGCACGUCCAGGGCCAUCGGGACGGAGGUCCACCUGAGCACCGACACCGGCGCCAGCGUCCUGCUGUAUAGCUGUGGCAGCUGCAGCCACACCUUUGGCACCAGGACCGACCUGGAGGAGCACCAGGCCAUCCACAUGGCCCCCGAGGAGCAUGGGGCCGGGGGGGAGGCCGGACACGGAGCCGGGAUGGAGGUCGGAGACGGCCUGGUGGGAGCCGGACACCUGCUGGCCGACUUUGAGGAGGUGGUGGAGACGACUACGGUGGCUGACAGUGGACACACAACAGAAGUACUGCUGGGAUUAACAGAAGGAACAGAAGGAAGCAGCACGAAUGUCGGCACCACCCAGGCCCAGUUUGACCUGCUGCAGAGCUUCACCGAGGUGACUCAGAGCUCUGAGGCCGCUCAGCCGGAGGCCAGAACCACAUGGGCAGGGCUGUCAUGUGGCUACUGCAAUAAGACCUUCAAGACCAGCGGAGGCCUCAACAGACAUGUGUCGCUGAUGCACUCCCUGUCGUCCCAGUCCCGCUCCCAGUUCAGCUGCUCGGCCUGCGACCGCUCCUUCCCCCUGCUGUCCUCCCUCCUCACCCACCAGCACUCCCACACUCCGGAGCAGCGGCUGCUGGCCGAGGCGGAGGCCGAGAUCGUCUGUCCCCCGUCGCUGUCGCUGUCGCUGCCGCUGCCGUCCUCGCCUGGCCGGGCCGACAAGCAGCAGGAGGGCCGCAGGGAGAUCCACGUGGACAUCAUCGCCGUCGGGGAGGAGCAGGAGGAGCAGCCGGUCAAAGCCAGCAAAGCUCACAAGAAGACGGGACCCAGCAAGAGCGCCGCCGCCGGAGAGAGGCCAUACCGCUGCUCGGAGUGUGGAAAAGCCUUCAAAGGUUCGUCGGGGUUGAAGUACCACAUGAGGGAUCACACUGGGGAGAGGCCCUACCGCUGCACCGAGUGUGGGAAGAGCUUCAAGAGAUCCUCGCUGCUCUCCAUCCACCAGAGGGUCCAUACGGGGGUCCGGGCCUUCCAGUGUCCUCACUGUCCUCUCACCUUCAAGUGGAGCUCCCACUACCAGUAUCACCUGCGGCAGCACACAGGUGAGCGUCCGUACGUCUGUAAGGAAUGCGGGAAGUCCUUCAAGAACACCAGCUGUCUGCGGAGACACAGUCAGAUGCACUCAGGUCUGAGGCCUCACACCUGCUCCGUCUGCUCCAAGUCCUUCUCCCAGACGUCCAACCUCAAGCAGCAUGAGCGGACCCACUCCGGCGAGCGUCCCUUCCAGUGCACCCACUGCAGUAAGAGCUUCACCCACUCCUCCAACCUGCAGCUGCACCUCCGCACCCACUCCUCACGCAAAGACUUCAAGUGUCCCUUCUGCUCCAAGGAGUUCGUCAUGCACUCCUACCUGCAGAGACACAUCCGGACGCACGGCGGCGGCGUCUCCCUGCAGGCCGGCGGCGGCGUUAAGGACGGCGUGUCGGUGAAGGCGAGCGUGGGCGGGGUGACCACCACCACCACGCUGCUCAACCCCAUCACCCUGGAGGCGUCGGGGAGCAGCGGCAGCCUCAUCGUGUCCCAGCCGGCGCUCAACAUUCCCCCCAACACGUCCCAGAACUACUUCAUGAUCCAGACCGCCAGCGGCCUGCAGCUCAUCCCUCUGUCCGCUCCAGCGCCGCCACCGCCGCCUCCUCCUCCUCCUCCGCCGCCUCCCUCGCAGCCCCAGAACUUCCUCCUCCUGCAGUGUCCAGCAAACAGCGGCGGCCAGUCCAGCCUGAUCCUCGUCCCCACGGCCGCCAACCCCCGUCGGCUCCGGAGAACCUCCCCGUCCUGCAGACCAUCCAGACAUUCCAGCCGCAGAUCGCCCAGUUUCCCUCCGUUCAGCAGCAGCAGACCAGGAUCAUCAUCACCAACAACAACAACACGCACGCUCCUGUUGCCACGGCGACGCAAAGCUACCUGCUCAACCGGCCGAUCCUGGGGAGGAGCACGAGGACGGCUCGGGGUCGACGGGGACGGAAACCCAAAGCCGCUCUCCAGAAACCAGCAAAUCCUCCGGUGACUAACGGCCAUGCCACAGAGUCGCCACCGCUGCCGCCUCCCGUAUCCACGACAACGGACACCUCAGGUCCCCCGCCCAGCGUCGCCCCGGCGCCCGCCCCGGAGAGCCGACCUCACCCCGCCUCAGAGCAGACGAGGACGGAGGACGGCGUGACGGGGAAGCAGUUCGUGUUGUGCUUCGAUAACGAGGGCCGGGCCAAGCAGGGGGUGAGGAUGGGGGAGGAGGGGGAGUCGUACGUGCUGCAGUUUGAGGGAAACCCGACCGAGGGGGAGGCGGACGGAGGGGUGGGCGGGGACAGGAAGUCGCUGGUGCUGCAGUUCAAAACGGACGGCGAGGGGGGGAAGGGGGGAGACAAGGCAGGGGUGAUGUCACUGCUGCACCAGUGGGGGGGGAGAAGGCGGGGGAGGCAGCGGGCGGCGGCGGAGAGGAUGGGCGGGGGGAGUCGUACGUCCUGCACUUCCAUACCGAGACGCAGGGCGGCGCCGUCAGCGGAGGCCGAGAACGAAGCCUGCAGCUUUCCUGCUCUGACGCCCAGAGCCUGGUGCCUCUGGACGGGCAGGAGGUGGUGUUGGAGCUGGGCGGGGCCGCCAAGAUGGAGCCAGACGUCGAGGAGGGGAUGCAGAUGAUCGCGCUGAUUGAGGGCGAGGGAGGGGUGAUGACGGGGGAGGAGGGGGCAGGGUGCAGCGAUGCGGGUGGCGGAGGUGGCGGGGUCACCGAGGGCGGAGCGGCGACGGCGGCGUCCAUGGAGGGAAUAUUUCAGCUGGAGAGCGGAGACGAGAUCGUCAUCAUCGAGGUCAGCACCAGCAGCCUGAGGGAGGGCAGGGUGGAGCGAGGAGGGGAGGCGGAGCUCCCACAGGGGGGGAGGCGAAGGACAAACCCAGAAACCAAGAACCCGACGGAGCUCAGAGCGAAGACGCCAUCAGAAACGGACCUAUCGGCAAAGAGAUGCCCUAACUGAGGAGACGGAGAGAGUGUGUGUGUGUGUGUGUGUGUGUGUGUGUGUGUGUGUGUGUGUGUGUGUGUGUGUGUGUGUGUGUGUGUGUGUGUGUGUGUGUGUGUGUGUGUGUGUGUGUGUUAGGGAGGGGUGAUGUCACUGCUGCACCAAUGGGGGGCCGGGAGGAGUCGAACAUCCUGCACUUCCACACGGAGAUGAAAGGCCAUCGGAAAAUGAAGCCUGCAGCUUUCCACAAAACGACAAAAACAAGACAGAAUGUGACAAAAUCGAGACACAAAAUGACAAAAUCAAGAUACAAAACGACAAAACCGAGACACAAAACGACAAAACCGAGACACAAAACGACAAAAUGAGACACAAAACGACAAAGUCUAGACACGAAACAACAAAAUCGAGACACGAAACGACAAAACCGAGACACAAAACGACAAAAACCGAGACACAAAACGACAAAACCGAGACACAAAACGACAAAAUGAGACACAAAACGACAAAGUCUAGACACAAAACGACAGUCUAGACACAAAACAACAAAACCGAGACACGAAACGACAAAACCGAGACACGAAACGACAAAACCGAGACACAAAACGACAAAACCGAGACACAAAACGACAAAACCGAGACACAAAACGACAAAAUGAGACACGAAACGACAAAAUCUAGACACAAAACAACAAAAUCGAGACACAAAACGACAAAACAAGACAGAAACAAAAUGACAAAAUCGAGACACAAAACGACAAAAUCUAGACACAAAACGACAAAAUCUAGACACAAAAUGACAAAAUCGAGACACAAAACGACAAAAUCUAGACACAAAACGACAAAAUCUAGACACAAAAUCGAGACACAAAACGACAAAAACAAGACGGAAACAAACAAAAUGACAAAAAUGAGACACAAAAUGACAAAAACAAGAGAGUGUGUGUUAGCGUGUGUGUGUGUGUUAGCCUGUGUGUGUGUGUUAGCGUGUUAGCACUUUAGCUGAGUUCUCCAGGACUUAGGAGAACGUGAACAGGUUGUUGUACAGCCAUGGUGCCUCCUACUAGAAAUGUUAUACAUUCAGACGGCUGCACUUGGACCUGCGUGUUCGGAAAUCUUUCGGUUUAAAUUAUACUGUCGCUGGCAGUCUGUUUAUCCAGUAAAUAAAUGACUUUCUCCACCGUGUUAAUAGGAACUAAUUAUUAUUAAUAAAUCUGUUAAUACCUUUUA
Molecule: messenger RNA, 5568 nt
Organism: Acanthochromis polyacanthus (spiny chromis)
Lineage: Eukaryota; Metazoa; Chordata; Actinopteri; Pomacentridae
Gene: znf628
Product: zinc finger protein 628
Exons: 9
Coding region: 297-3398 (1033 amino acids)
Source: RefSeq, a predicted model, not a curated record